Pimephales promelas (fathead minnow) is the source of this 1742-nucleotide messenger RNA. It is a transcript of the gene prozb, whose product is annotated as protein Z, vitamin K-dependent plasma glycoprotein b. Gene Ontology annotation, biological process: blood coagulation; proteolysis. The record is from RefSeq and is a predicted model, not a curated record. Lineage: Eukaryota; Metazoa; Chordata; Actinopteri; Cypriniformes; Leuciscidae. Gene Ontology annotation, cellular component: extracellular region. Gene Ontology annotation, molecular function: serine-type endopeptidase activity; calcium ion binding.
ACACACGUUGAGUACACACAAACAAGCAUCGCAAGUUCGCCUUUUACCAAACGACAACACAUCAACGAUUGAGUUAUUCACGGUGAGCUGGAACGUCAAUAUCGCUUCAUUUUAUGUUAAUGCUUCACGUAUCCCGAGGAAGAGCUUGGUGGAUAGUUAUUGGGCGUAUUGAUUGUGGGCGGAGCUACAGACGGGCUGAUCCGUGACUGACAGGUGUCAGGAGCUUCUGCUGAUUGAUCGUGAUGGAAUCCCUGAUAUGUCGUGUGCUGUUCUUCACACUGAUCGUUCAUCAUGUGUUGUCGGAGGAUCAUCGCACGGUGUUUCGGUCUCACCGGCGGGCGCACACGCUGCUCCUGCGCUCCAGACGGGCUAAUGUGUUCCUGCUGGAGGAGAUCCUGCCGGGGAACCUGGAGCGCGAGUGUCUCGAGGAGAAGUGCAGUAAAGAAGAAGCCCGGGAAUACUUUGAGGACGACCAGAAGACAAAUGACUUCUGGACCAAAUACUAUGACGGGGAUCAGUGCAGCUCGGGUCCGUGUAAACACAGCGGAGUGUGUAAGGACGGGAUCGGCGGCUACACCUGCACCUGCUCCGACAUGUACAUCGGCGCCGACUGUCAAACCGAUAAGUCCCAGUGUCCGUCUGCCGGGCCGCUAGCAUGCGAGCACUUCUGCAGACCCGCGCCGGGCGCGUAUCGAUGCUUCUGCGCGCGCGGAUUCAAGCUUCACAGCAACGGCAGGAGCUGCACGCCGAACGUUCAGAACCCGUGUGGGACGACGGAGACGUCCAGCUUCUGUCCUGAUGGACGCUGCCCGUGGGAGGUGCGGUUCGUGAACGGCAGCGGUGAUGUCAUCUGUCACGGGGUGGUGUUGGGUCGUCGGUCGGUGCUGACGUCAGCCGGGUGUAUGUCAGCGCUGCCGGAGCGCCACGUCUCUCUCGUGCCGUGCUCUUGUCUCGCAGCGGUCGGGGACUCGAGCUCAGUGCUGGCUGUCUCCAGCUGGACGCCUCACAAGCAUUACUCGUCCGGGCCGGAGAACGAUCUGGCGUUCCUGGAGCUGAAGGAUCCACUUCCAGAACACAUGUCCAUCGUCCCGCUCUGCCUGCCAGAGAAAGACUACAGCGAGAACAUCCUGAUGAGGGCAGGCCGAGGGGGCGCGGUCAUGGGCGGAGCCAGACACACCUACCUCUCAUUGGACGACUGUCAGGAGGCUCUCAACCUCACGUUCUUAAUGACCAACAAGAUGUUCUGCGUGGAGCGUCAGGAGUCUGGAGGCCAGCGGAGGGAGUGUGAGGGGAAGGCCGGGAGUCCCUUGGCGACGGUGGAGGGGAAGACGGCGUUCCUGACGGGACUCUCUCUCCCGGUCGGAGGCUGCGAUAGAGGCCUCGUGUUCACCAAACUCUCCCGGUACUUGCACUGGCUCCGGCCGCUGCUGCACGCAUCCGAGAAAGAACAGUGAUGAUGAAACCGGUAACCUGAGCAGUGUUGUGUGUAACUUGUUACAAGUUACUUAAUCAGAUUACUUUUUUGGGUAACACUUUAUUUUAGUGUACUUGUUACAUAUGUUACGUGUACUUGCUUAUGUUAUGCAACUAACCCUCAACCUAAUCCUAAUCCCACCCGCAUUGACUAAUCUCACUCGCACAAAAAAGAUUCAGUAUUCAGUAUAACGUCAGUGAAAUGCAAAAUCAGAAACCUAAGCAAACCUCCAGUAAUUAAUGUUAAAUAAAACAAAUAUUGUAAUGCA